Mycena indigotica is the source of this 939-nucleotide messenger RNA. RefSeq lists its product as uncharacterized. Bases 1 to 939 code for a protein of 312 amino acids. NCBI's taxonomy places the organism in Eukaryota, Fungi, Basidiomycota, Agaricomycetes, Agaricales, Mycenaceae. The record is from RefSeq and is a predicted model, not a curated record. The transcript is spliced from 12 exons.
AUGUGCGAGCGCUUCUUUCGCUUUCCAGGCAUAUUCAAACUUGUCCAGGCCAUGGCGUGCCAGGCCAUUCUCGGGGUCAGAGCCUAUAAUCUCUCGCGCAAAUCACCCACUGUUGGCUAUCUCCUCGCGUGUGCCUAUGUCGUAUGCUGCACGUUCGAAGGGGUUACUACAAUAUAUGGCCGACGGAUGAUGUACACUGAGCCUCUGGGCAACUGUUCCUCUAUCGGUCCCCAUGGCCAACUCGGUGGCUGGGUCUACUAUAACGUGGCAUUCAUCUACGAUUUCGUUGUGACGAUGACGAGCAUCAUCUACCUCCUCAAGCUCAAACCGACAGGCUCCUCUGUAAUGUCAAGGGUUUCCCGAAUGAUGCUUGUCGACGGACUAGGAUAUUUUUUGGUCCUUGCGCUCGCAAAUCUUUCAAGCCUUGCAUUCUAUCGUACCACCGACAUCAAGUUCUCUGGUACACCCGAAAAUGCGGGCCAGUUACAGACUGCUGUGGCUUCGCUGGGUUAUUGUCUCCGCUGGGUAAUGUCGCAGAAACUCAUAAUCCAUCUCCACGAAGCGUCCGUUGCGCGUCGCGAAGACUCCAUGAACAAUAUCGUCACCCGCGACGGCACUUAUAACCCGCAAUUCACGUCUGUCAAGACGGGUGGCUUUAGUCUCACCGUCCCGGACUUCGAAUCCAGCGACGACCAGACGAGGCCGAGUGAUGACACCAGGGCAAGCUCGGAGCGGCAUGCGCAAGCGAGAGGGCGGCCGCAGCAGGAGCCUCAGUGGGAGGAGGAGGAGGACCACCAGGUCGAGGUGCGCAUCGAGCGGACGAUGCGGGCCGCGGAUUCCUCGUUGUUAAUGACAACGAGAAGUGUGCGGUGGGAUCCGGGGCUGGAGGAACGAGAGCGAGAUGAUGAUGAGAAUGGGUCGAGACGGACACGGAGGUAG